Messenger RNA from Myxocyprinus asiaticus (Chinese sucker), 5730 nucleotides. Its product is annotated as RNA binding protein fox-1 homolog 3-like. The transcript is spliced from 17 exons. Gene Ontology annotation, cellular component: nucleus; cytoplasm. Gene Ontology annotation, molecular function: mRNA binding. NCBI's taxonomy places the organism in Eukaryota, Metazoa, Chordata, Actinopteri, Cypriniformes, Catostomidae. Bases 552 to 1694 code for a protein of 380 amino acids. The record is from RefSeq and is a predicted model, not a curated record. Gene Ontology annotation, biological process: regulation of alternative mRNA splicing, via spliceosome; nervous system development.
UGGUUGACCGCUCUGGGCUCUCGGCUAUGUGCGAAGACACGCACAAAACACCAAAGCAGCAGCGCUACUGAAUCUAAUGCCCGCAUUCUACAAGGACCAGCAAGCUGAUCGCUUCGAAAACCAUCCUACUUUCUCUCUUUCUCUUACGUUCUUUCACUCUCUCACUCCUUUUUCCAGUUGUACUUGUGUUUAUAGAGGUGGAGAAAAGGAAAUACCCUCUCUAUCUCUCUCUCCCACUCCUCUCUCUCUUUCUUUCUCUCUGUCCUAUGGUGGGAUAAACAUUGAAGGGAUGAGCGUGUGAUACAGCACCAGAUCUGAGUGACCUGACAGCUCUAAUCCUGUUCUGACAAGAAGAAAUGCUGCCAGUUGAAGUCUAGUCUCUGAUAGCAGUAGAGAGCAUCCAGACUACUUCCUGGAAGAAUACAAGACUUCCCUGAUCUGGUUCAUCAGACAGAGUGACUUGCCACGCUCCGACUGUCCCCUUCUCCCCACAGAAUCAAACACCUGUGUGGUUGCAGUGAGACCUCACCUCUGCUCAGCCACAGCUGUACAUGGAGACCCCCAGCUGGGCAGAAACCAAACCAGGAAACGGGCUGUGUAAAACAGGAAGCAUUGCUCUCUUUGGAAACGUAGUGUACAGUGGGCUGCUGAACGAUCACUUCUGGCAUUUCGGGGUGCCCCUUGUCACAAGACUGGGUAACCAGGAGGCCCCAGCUCCCCCAGAAGCCAUGGCUCAGCCGUACGCCCCAGCGCAGUAUCCUCCCCCUCCACCUCAGAACGGGUUGCCUGGCGAGUACACCCACCCUGGGCAGGACUACACAGGGCCCAGCCCAGUCCCUGAGCAUGCUGCAGCCCUCACUAUCUACACACCCACACAGACACACAGCGAGCCACCUGGCACUAACAGCAGCACGCCUUCCCUCACAGGAACUAGCAGCAUACCAGUCUUUAUAGGCGACUGCUCGCUAGCGGAUGAUGUGGCACAGACAGACGGAUCUCACCAGCUUCAGCUUCAGCCCACAAAUUCUUCCGAGAAGCAGCAGCCCAAACGGUUACACGUCUCCAACAUUCCCUUCCGCUUUCGUGACCCAGACCUCCGGCAAAUGUUCGGGCAAUUUGGGAAAAUUUUGGAUGUGGAAAUUAUUUUUAACGAGCGGGGCUCUAAGGGUUUUGGUUUUGUAACUUUCGAAACGAGCGCAGAUGCAGACCGUGCACGGGAGAAACUAAAUGGUACAAUCGUAGAGGGACGCAAAAUCGAGGUAAAUAACGCAACAGCACGAGUAAUGACAAACAAAAAAGUGGCCAACCCGUAUACAAAUGGCUGGAAGCUGAAUCCAGUGGUGGGAGCUGUCUAUGGUCCUGAAUUUUAUGCAGUGACAGGCUUCCCCUACCCGACCACAGGGGCGACAGUGGCGUACAGGGGUGCCCACUUAAGAGGCAGAGGUCGUGCCGUCUACAACACGUUCCGUGCUGCACCUCCACCCCCUCCCAUUCCUGCUUAUGGAGCUGUGGUAUACCAAGAUGGCUUCUACGGUGCUGAGAUCUAUGGUGGCUAUACAGCAUACAGAUAUGCCCAACCAGCCGCAGCAGCUGCAGCAGCCUACAGUGACAGCUAUGGCAGAGUCUAUGCAACAGCAGACCCGUAUCACCACACGAUUGGACCUGCAACCACGUACAGCAUGGGCACUAUGUAAAUAUAAAGAAAGAAGACAAAGUAGAAGAGAUGGACAUCAGCUUAAAAGGAACAAAAUUAUAAAGGAAAAAAAGAGUGUCAAUUAAAAAAAAACACACAAAAAGAAGAGGAAAUCCUUACACUGGGGCUGUCAGGAAAAGGCAUUAUUCAUCUCUGUGGGGACGCAAGACUGACACAGCCAAGCUGUGGAUGGGAAGUGGGGUUAGCUUUCACCUGGGACAGCCUUUUGGAGAAGAGGAGAGGUCAUCAUAAAACUUUUUAUUUUUCUAAACUUUUUUAAGUUUAUGGUUUCAAAAAGAUGAAAAAGAUGAGUGUAUAUCUAUAUAGCGAUAUAUAUGUAUGUAUAAAUAUGUUAUAAAAGAGAAAUGAAGAAAAAAAAACACUAUAGCAACAGAGUGAUGAAUUAGCACUGUAGGAUGGGGGCUGGGGGGUGUACGUGUUGUUCCUUCACACCCCCCACCACCCUCCCACCGCAGACCUCCUUGUGCUGCCUGCAUCUAGAUAGUGGGUGGCAUCAAGGAGGGUGGUCGGAGAGGCUGAGGGCCCAAUAGACACGAUUCCAUGUGGCCACUUUUCAUCCGAAGCCCUUUGAAUAUGGCACGGAUGGGUCUUCCAUUGGCAGGAUUGUAUGGGUUCAACUUCCUAUUGAGCUGAAUUGCUUCCUUGGGAAAAUGUCAAAGGCCUUUAGUCGCUACUGUAUGGGCAGCGAAAUAUCCUUUUUCUAACCAUCCUGUCUAGAUGUUAAAUUAAGGCGUACAAACUUGCAUGGGACUUCAAAUUUCCAUCAGAAGAUCCACUUUACAAAAAUGUUAUGAACAAUUACAUAACUCCAAAACAUCAGGUUGCAUUGUUGUGAAAGUCUUUUAUCAAGCUAUUCAGGUGUCAUACUGAAUGAGACAAGCAAAGACAAUGUAAAUAUACAAACAGAGCCAAGUCGACAAUAGACAGUCUCAUAGUAGGAAAGGGGGGCACCAGUAGUUCUCAAGACCCAUCAUCGCUGUCAUCCCUCUGUUGUUUGUAGCACAAUAUAAAGUUGCCCAAUGAGGUGAAACACAGGUUUUACAAGGAUGUGUGUGUGUUCUUGUGUGUGAGGAUGUGGAGUUUGAGGCAGUUAUGGGCUGAAAGGGGCUUUAUAGAGUUGUGUUGGGUGCAGCAGCCUCAGAGCCCAGGGCUACCAAAAAGCAUUUCAUUGUAGUGUUGUGGAGGUGGCUGUGCUGUGUAGUAAACACUUUUGUAUGUGGUAUCAGGGAGCUACAAAUUAAGAAAAUUGGAUCUGUCUGCUCGGUAUUGUGACAGGAGUUUCACUAUCCAUCUUGGAAUUGGGUUCCCGCACGCCGCAAGGUGGAUAACAGCGUGAAACGAGCGGUGGAUUGGUAAUGGGGUUAGUGAGCAAAGUUUUAGUAAAGAUCUGUUACCUUUAUACUUCUACCGAGCUCCAUUUCAGUGACAUCCUUAUAUAUUUCAACGUUGUACUAAUUACAUGCUGCUCAGCGUGGUCAAACGUCGAUUGUAGCCAUUUACUAAUGUUGUAUUAUUGUAUUACCAGUAUGAAAAACAUUUAUAUAUGGGUAUAUCUAUUUGUGAUUUUGCGACCCUUCAAGAGGAUUGUAUCUUUUUGUUUUCAAUGGUGGUCCAGGUUUAUUUUUUGGUGGCAAUUUAUGCAAGUAUCAAGAGAUUUUCACUUGUGUGGCAUUGUUUCUGUUUGUCUGUAUCUUGGGUUCAGCUAUUGAAUGUAAUUCAACUUUUUACGUACAUGUCUUUUUAAGCAGUACUUUGUAAAUGUGUGGACAUGGUAAAGCAAGUCUUUGUUCUGAAGCUGGACCUGAUGGAGACACGGACCAGCGGACACCUCUAUUUUAUAACAGGAGCACUCCAGUCAACUAAUGGACAUCCUGACCCUACAGGACAAUGACAGAAAGACAUAAAAUGAUCGGAAGAGUCGGAAUGGUUUACGGAUGUGUUCUAACCAGAGUGUAAUUAUGCUCUUUGAUUUAUAUCGAAACAUUUUUUCAAAUCUUUUUCUUUUCCUUGAUGCAAAUGGUGAACAAUUGACCCACAUUUAGAAGUCUUCUGAUAAGAGUUGUCAUUCUAUAAUAUAUGUAAAAAAAAAAAAAAAAAAAAAAAAAAAUGGGAAUAUGUUAUUGAUGUGGAACAUGGUUGAUUUUCUGGGAAAGAAAUGCACUGUAAAAAUGUUUUGUUUGGUAGCCUAAAAAUGUGCUUUAUCUCAGUCACCAUUCACAUCUUUGUCCAUGCAAUGAAAGUGAAUGGUGACUGAGGCCUAUCAUCUCCUUUUGUGUUCCACAUAAGUAAGUAAUUCAUACUACUUUGGAACAACAUGAGGCAUAGUAAAUUAUUUUUGGGUGAAUUACCCCUUUAAUAUGACUGUAUCGACCUGACUGCAUAAGGUUACACCAACAAAAGUCAUCUUAAUGGUCAGAUCAGGUAGUAAUAGCUCCGUAAAUUAACAACUGCACGUUUUCAAUUUUUACAGUGUGUAUUUUGGCAUAGUGAGAAGGAAUUGUACAUUAAAAAAACAUAUAAACAAUCCAUCUCUACAGACAGCAUUCCCAAGCUUUGCAAAAUCAUGUGCUUCCUUGGACUCAGGUGUUACAUGACAGAACCGAUGUGUUCCCUUCCAUAGAUAAUGAUCUAACUCCUCUGUGCUGCAUUUCUCCUCUCAGAACAAAACUUUAUUUUCUACAAAGCUGGUGACUCCUAUCUUAGCGACUGUACUACUUUGUUACUUAAAGGAUCAUCAAAGACAACCAUUUCCUUGAGAUUGGAGGCAUUCAUUCGCUGGUCAGUUGGUUAAUGAUGCAUUAGCCGUGGUGGAUGGGAGCUUGUGUGGCCAAGACGCAUUGUUUCAGGGACACUAUAAGCCGAGCGGCGGAUUCUGCUCUGGAGGAGACUUUGACUGAACAACCUAACAAAAAGAUGUCAAUUCUACAGAGAUCCGAGACCUCUGGGUUUAUUUCUUUGCUUUAGUAUGUAUGAGACAUUACUUGUUUACAUGUCCUGUAUAUGUCAGCUUUUGCACUGUAUUCUUUGGCUUGCUGUCUUCUCUAUGCUCUCCUUUUCCUAUAAAACAAAGCAAACCCCACCUACCUGAGCACCAGAGCCAUUCACCGUCUUCCUCAACCCAAAGCAGAGAACCAAUGCAAAAUGUAGUCUGGUUAUUGUCUCUCCUCUGAAACCCAAGAAAGCAUGUAUCUCCCACUUAUUCCUUCAUCCAAAACAUCCUUCAAAUACAGCUAUUUUAAGGCCAGCUAUGCAGUUCACCUAUUGUCUGCACAGCAACAGUUCCCUUGAACUUCAUUCAAACACAACCAAGCCAAUGGAAAAGACAAACUUAACCUGGCAAAUGUUUAUCCCAACCCCAUUCAUCACACAAAAAUGGAAAAAAACAAAUCUCCUGCCAACCUGAUUUCCCUCAUUGUCAUUGCCAGAUCCCCGAAGCACAAAAGUUUGAAUGGAAGUCGAGUUAGAUGACUCAGUGAUGUUACUGUACUCCCAUUUAGUGAGUGUGAGCGUGUAUGCGUGUAUGUGUGUGUGCGUGCUUCCAGCCCCUUUGUUUUCUACUGAAAAUAUACAAAAGCUACUUCCUCUUAUCAUCUCAAUAUAAGAUGUAUUAUAUUAGAAAAAGGUUCUCUUCAUGUGCAACACAAGCUCUACGCAGCAACAAAUCUAUUUUAAUUAUUCAGUUUUGUUUUGUUUGUUAGUUUUUGUUCAGUUUGUUUCAGUCUUUCUUUCUAAUUUUUAAGUUGUUCCAAAUACAUACAAGUAAAGGGGGGGGAGGGGGGGGAGUAAAGAAAAAAGAAACCAAUAUAAAGUAUUCUAUCUAAAAAUGAAAUGACUAAACUUCUGCUGUCCUGGCUCUGUACUCUCUAAAUUUCAGUUUUCUUUCUAUAUGCAUCCAAUGUGCUUCAGACAACCAGUACUGUUUAUUAAUGAAUCAUUAUAUUAUUAUGAUUAUUAUUAUUAUUAUUAUUACUAUCAUGAUUAAUAUGGUUAUAAAUAAAUAUUUCUUUCUUCAGUAA